Coregonus sp. 'balchen' is the source of this 2514-nucleotide messenger RNA. The record is from the annotation of a GenBank genome assembly. NCBI's taxonomy places the organism in Eukaryota, Metazoa, Chordata, Actinopteri, Salmoniformes, Salmonidae.
AUGGCACCCAGCCGAAAUGGCAUGCUUUUGAACCCCCACUUCCACAAAGACUGGCAGACGAGGGUGCGCACCUGGUUCAACCAGCCUGCAAGGAAGACUCGCAGGUAGCCCUUGAUUAGUUACUUUGGUUAAGUAUAGUAUAAUGGUUGGAUAAAUGCUAACGUUUGGUUGAAGUGUCUGACGUUUCAAACGUCCACUGUAUGCAAACCUAACAGCUAUUAACUAACAUGCUUAUGUGACGUACCUAGUUGGUUAACUAGCUGUAUGGAUUGAAUGAUGGCUAUGGUGUAAUUCUGGUGUGUAGCUGUGCAAGACAUGCCUGCGGCUGUAUGGAUGUGAUGGAGAUCAUUCAAAUAUAACUUGCUAUAUAUGAACAGAGUAUUUGUUUUUCAGGCGAAAGGCCCGUCAGAUCAAGGCUCGUCGUAUUGCUCCACGUCCUGUGGCCGGACCCCUUAGGCCUCAAGUCAGGUGUCCCACCAUCAGGUAUCACACCAAGGUGCGCGCCGGACGUGGCUUCACCCUGGAGGAGCUCAAGGUAAAAGGAAUAUUAACAGUACAUUUACCUUUUGAAUAAUAUCCUUCCGGUUUAGGUAGUGUUGGUACAUUAUGUAAGACUGAACAGAGUGAAAGACCGGUGUGAAUUUAUUGGAUAUUUUAGCUUGCUGACUACUAAAACCGUUUACAGCAGUCAAGUGUUGACAAAUCUCCGGAAUCUCUGCACCUCCUUGAUGAUUCAAUUUGAACCUAUUUGCUGAUGUCUGCUUGAUUUAAUAUGUUGUGCAUCUUAAAAAACUCAAUUAAAGUUAGUCAAUUGAGUAAUAAUAUGGGACUCAAGCCAGUUAUUAACCAAUUUUAUUUUUUACAUGCUUUUUGCCUGAAUGUAGCAAAUCUACUUGUAUUGAUUUAUGUGCAAGCCUUCACACUUCUAAAAGUCCAGGCAUGGUUAGCAACUAAAUGUCUAACAUUCCUCAAAUAUUUGGUUCACUGUCUUGCAUGUGCUUUGUGUAUUCCAGGCCGCCGGUAUCCACAAGAAGACAGCCCGCACAAUUGGCAUCUCGGUUGACUCCCGCCGUCGCAACAGGUCAUCGGAGUCCCUGCAGGCCAAUGUACAGCGCCUGAAGGAGUACCGCUCCAAGCUCAUCCUCUUCCCCAGGAAGGCCUCCACACCCAAGAAGGGAGACAGCACUGUAAGUGUCAGUCAUAGAACAUUGGGUUGAGUGUUUAUAAACAUAUGGGCACGCAUAACCAUAUUGUCAAAUGAUUCAAAGUGAUUGCCUAAUUUGAGGGUCAGAUUAUAAACAUUUGCAGUGUGACGAUUUCAGCAGUCAUGCAUAACAUUCCCUGUUAAAAGUGAUUUCAGAAAAUUUGCUCAUAAAUGGAGCAAUGAGUGAAAUUGUGAUGAGGAAACCUGGAUUGUGAGCAGCACUGGGCCAGCAGUCAAGUGAUGACAAAUUCUCCGGAAUCUCUGUAUUACCUUGAUGAUUACCUUUGAACCUAUUAUCUGAUGACUGCUGGUUUCAUGUGUCCAGUGCCCAUUCUGUAGUUUCUGGAAUGACCUGUUAGCAAAGACAUUUUGGAGUUAAGGUGUGGAAAUUGGGCUUCAAGCUAGUCUGUGGAGACUUUGAGAAGUUUUUACUGCAUUUUGUGCUGUCUUAGACAUAUUGGUGGACAGUGUUGGAAUGUCAUUAAAAAUAUUGUUUACACAUAACAGCUCUGCAUGGUUAUCUGGACUACAACUUAUGGGACUACUUUGUUUACGUGCGCCAUUGUAGUUUUAGAAUCAGUUGGUGGUGUGCAAUUAAAUGUUUGAAAUGUCUUCUCUUCACCCCAGUAGCGUUUUAGAUUGACUGCACCGUCUUGAAUGUGCUCAUGGUAGAUGUUACUUUUCCUGCGCGUAUUAAAACCUUUCCCUUUCUCCAGGAGGAGGAACUCAAGAUGGCCACGCAGCUCUCUGGGGCUGUCAUGCCCAUCAAGAAUGUACGUAUCACUCAAUUCACCCAAAAAAUGGUCAUAAUUGGAGGAUGUAAGAUUAGUAUCUUGAGUAUAUGUAUUGAAUACAUUGUUAGAGCUCUUUCAGCAGUCAAGUGAUGACAAAUUCUCCGGAAUCUCUGUAUUACCUUGAUGAUUCUCUUUGAACCUAUUAUCUGAUGACUGCCAGAUUGUGUGCUGUGCCUUAACUUACAGACGUGGACACAUAAAUAAUUCAAUAAUUGAGUAAUAACAUGGGACUCGAGCCUAAUCCAUUAAUUGUAUUUUACUUUCUCUUUGUCUGAAAUGCCCUCUACUAGCCCUUCUAUUCUUGAGUGUAUCUUUACAUCAACUGGUUGUAAUUGGGGUCUUCUCCCUGUGCUGCAGGUGCAUAAGAAGGAGAAGGCCAGGGUGAUUUCUGAAGAUGAGAAGAACUUCAAGGCUUUCGCCAGCCUGCGUAUGGCCCGUGCCAAUGCUCGUCUCUUCGGUAUCCGUGCCAAGAGGGCAAAGGAGGCGGAAGCAGAGAGUAUUGACAAGAAGAAAUAA